Petromyzon marinus (sea lamprey) is the source of this 6315-nucleotide messenger RNA. The record is from RefSeq and is a predicted model, not a curated record. NCBI's taxonomy places the organism in Eukaryota, Metazoa, Chordata, Hyperoartia, Petromyzontiformes, Petromyzontidae.
GGGAGGGGGCGGAGGCGGAAAAGCGCGGCCUCUAUGGCGGCGCGGGGAGCGGACGCUUCGGCCUCGUCUCCGCGGCUCGAGGGCCACAGGGGCCGCUCCCGCAGCGACACCCCGUCCCCAGGGAGGUCAAGGGCCCGGACCGGCGAGGAUGUGCCGCAAAUGGUGCCCGGCCGCUCCGAGUCCCUGGCGUCGGACUCCAGCACGCCGACGCUCAAGCGCAAGAGCAAGCUGUCGUCGCUCGGCAAAUUCCUCAAGCCGUGGACGUGGCGCAAGAAGAAGCCGAGCCCCAAGUUCCAACAAACUUCCGAAGUGUUGGAGCGGAAGAUCUCCAUGAGGCUCAGUCGGGAGGAGUUGAUAAGGAAGGGGCUCCUGAGAGAUGUACCUGAAAGUGUCCUGGAGAGGGCAUCGAUCAGGGAGGAGGCUCCCUUGGGGAACGGCCACGUGGCUUCGGAGCUCGCCUCGGAGGAGGAGCUGAGAGUCGGCGACGGCUUCUCGACCCCGGCACACCCGACGGAUUCGGGUUCCGAGGAUCAGGCAGUCCACGGAGGCGGCCAAGACUCCCGAUUGCAGCCGAGUUCGACGACGACGUCCCGAGCCGAGCGGCGGGACACGAGCGACGACGCGGUCACGCAGAGCCGGGCGCCACCGCAUAAAGCUUCCAGCACCAUCGGCUCCACCUUCGGCGCCCCCACUUACCAGCAUUCAACAUUGCCCAAGGUCCCCAGCGGCAGCAGCAACCUUCAAACCAACAUCGUGCGGGUGUCAGUCGCCAAAUUCAUUACAACGCGCGGCUGUUUGUUUGGCGAUGCCGGGUGGGAGCGUACGAAGAUGACGGCGCCCAGGUGCAGGGGCCGCCGCCGCUGCAGGGUCGCCCCUCCCCCCUGCUGCCACCACGAGCCCACGACCCCGGGGCCGGCCAGCGGAACCCCCCCUCGGCCAGGAGUUCGGGGGGGGGGCCGGCAGCCCCCUCCGGUGCUCCCCAAGCCCGGCGCCCGCAUCGCCCAGGCGAACGCGAGAGAGGAGCACGGCGCGAGGGACUCCGUGGGGAACUCCGCACGUCCUCCCAGCAACCGCUCCCCCCUCUUGCCGGCCAGGCCCUCCUUGGUGGACGCGCCGGGCGCCUCGGAGUCGGGGAACCCCGCGGUGCAACCCCGGCCUGGGCACGGUGGGCCCGUGCCCAGGCCGCACUCCGGCCUUCCCCCGAAGCCUCCCGUCCGCACGAGUUUUCCUGCCGGCGGGGAGAGCAGGCAGGCGGCUGGAGGCGGCGGCGGCGGUGGAGGUGGUGGUGGAGGCAACUCGGAGUCCCAUGCGCCAAGCGGCGCUGGCCCUGCUGUCCCUCUCCGCAAGUUCGGAGUGGUUGGGCUUCCGCCGUCUCUACAGCCGGCUCCGUCGGACCGACCGGAGUCCCAGCACCCUGAGCCCGACACGCCGAACUCUGUGCCGCAGCCUCCGCACAUGCAGCACAGGGGUCCUCUCAGGGGCUCGCAGACGCAGCCGGAGACGAUGGAUGCGAGAGCCAGGGAGGUGCAGGAGCUGGACCAAACCACGGGCGCAGCAUCGCGAGGGAUGCACAGCCCGUCAGCCGAUGGCACCGGCACCACAUCUCAGUGCCCGCCACCGGGGCCCCGCAUGCCCCAGGCGGCCCGUCAACCCGCAUCAUCGUCAGCGCCACCGCCACGGCCGUCAGAGUAUCCUAGCGACACGCAGCUGAUCAUGUGGACUGCGACAUCAGAACCGGGAAUCCCGUCCGGUGGCCGUGCCGCCCCGGCCCCGGCGUCAAGAGAUCGCGGAGACACGAGGGAGGGCGAGGAACCCCAGCAGCGCCGUCCGCCGGGAUCACCGGGACGUCCACCCCACCCUCCGGGAGACGGAUUCUAUGGUGGCGGCGGCGGCAGGGGCGGCACCAGAAGAGGUCACCAAGAGGACAACGAUGUCGACGAUUACGAUGAUUCCGUGGGCCCCAUUGGGCCCAUCUCGGGCGUGCGCCUGGAGGAAGUCCUCGAGUUCCUCAUGCAGCCUUCCGGAGGAGGCCAGGACAAUGGUUCAGAUGAUGCCACCACGGAGAAUUGUGUCACCGGCGUACAGAUGCACCACGAUCACCACCCUGAUCACUACCCUGAUCAUCGCUACGAUCACCAUCCUGAUCACCGCCCUGACCAUCGCCACGAUCGCCAUCGUGAUGAUCACCACUCUAAUCACCACCAUAAUCACCACCAUAAUCACCACCCUGAUCACCAUCCUGAUCACCACCCUGAACACCACCCUGAACACCACCCUGAACACCACCCUGAUCACCACCCUGAUCACCACCCUGAUCACCACCCUGAUCACCACCCUGAUCAUCAACACCACGACCACCGCCACCACGACCAUCACGACCACCACCAUCACGACCACCACCAUCACGACCACCACCAUCACGACAACCAAUAUGACCAUAACCAUAACGACCACGAUGAUGACAACAAGGAAAAUGUGGGCACAAGUAAAACCUCCUUCCCUGACGAUCAGCAAGGGCUCUACCAGGACGACGAGGAUGAUGAUGGGCCCAUCCUGUACCGUGACGAUGAUGACGACGACGAUGAUGAUGGGCCUGUCCUCUACCGGGAUGAUGAGCAAGAGGAUAACGACGACGAAGUGGAGAUGACGGGGCUCCUCGCCAAGGUGCGUAGGAACCACUCCCUGGUGGCCGCACGAUCCCUGGGUCACGACCCUGAGGUCGGUGACCCCCAGCAGGGUCACAUGGGGGAGGCGUGGCAAGAGCUGCGCCAGCAGAUCGGCACCGCGCUCACCAGGCGGCUCAGCCAGAGGCCUUCAAUGGAAGAGCUAGAGCAGAGAAACAUCCUGAAGCAGCGGAAUGAGGAGGAGGAGAGAGAGGAGAAGAGAGAGAUCAAGCGCCAACUCUCGAGGAAGCUGAGCAUGCGGCCCACGGUGAAGGAGCUGCGCGAGCGGAAAAUCCUGCGCUUCAACGACUACGUGGAACUGGCCGACGUGCAGGACUACGACCGCCGUGCCGACAAGCCCUGGACGCGGCUCACCGCCGCCGACAAAGCGGCGAUCCGCAAGGAGCUCAACGAGUUCAAGAGCAUGGAGAUGGAGGUGCACGAGAUGAGCCGGCACAUGACGAGGUUUCACAAACCGUGACGUCACGACACCCUGCACAUUGCACAUCCUCCCGCAGGCCACGUCCUGCUGCCUCGGGGACCCGGUGUUCGUCACCCGUCACAAACAAAAAUAAUAAUCGAGCUACGUCUUGUGCCUCGCGCCGGAUCGGAGCGGAGGCGAGGAUGGACAUUGUCGGACGAUCCUAACGAAAUCAUCUAUCGCUCUUUACAAACACGGAGAUCUCUACUAAUUGCUCGGAUGCCUUGGAAACAAAAUCAAGCAUAUCACUCGGGAUCGGCAGUAGUUGGAGCAGCAAGAGGCAGGGUGGCCUGGAGGCGAAGCGGCCGUGGAUCAAGCGGCGUUCCUCGUGGCCUGCCCCUGCCAGACUUGACCGAUGCUAAUUAUAUCCUGAUUUGCACUUUGUCCACUCUGCGCUAAUCAUUACAGGAAAGGGACUGAAUUGUUAUGUCGCUUGUCAACUUUCUUUUUUAUGUUUGUGACACGGUGGGUUUUGACUGCCCACCGGCUCAACAACAAAAAAAACGGGCUCUAACCGGGCACCGAUAUUUACUUUGUUGUACUGCGACCACGCUAAGUUAUACAGUGACAUUGUUUCUGAUCAUUUUAUUGUCGAGGAGGGUUGGGUAACGUGCAUGGGCACGCCCCCGGAGUGCGCCCGCCAUUUUACGUCGCGAUCGGAAUGCAGAGCGCUAAACGCGGGGUUUGUAGCUCGGAGCGUCAGCUGCCUCUGCUGUCUGAGCGGCGUCUUAAGCUCUCGACGGCCAGCUAGGGUUUGCCACCCCUGGGGUACAAAACAUCCAGGACACAUGGGAAGAAGAAUAUCUCACGAAACCAGAAGAGGUGGGGGGGGGGGGUGUGAGAAUGACAUGUGAAUGCAUUGUCUUGAGCAGUGUAUCAUUAUGCAACUGACAAAAACUGGGAUUUUUGUCCGGAUGCAUGUUGAACUUAUUUUGCGUCGCACGUAACCAACUGCGCUAAUCGGAGGUGCGGGGGAAGAACAACUUUUAAUGUCCCGGGAAGACUAACCGAUUUACCAGGGGCGCUUCUUCGAAACAGGGGUCAAUCCUGGGAAAACCAGGACAGAGGUGGCAUCCCGAGGGGCCCAGUGCUGUCCAUGCAGUAAAUUAAUGAAGUGAGCGUAUGGGAUUUAAUCCACUCUGAAGCCGGAUGUAACACGUGGUAAUCUUACGGUUUUAACAAUGAAGGUAACAUUCGCCCAAUCUUAAUGCUAUGUGAAUAAUAUUUGUAUAUUUUUGUUUUUUUUCUCUGUCUUGUUUCCCCCCCCCCCCCCCCAUCGGAAACUUCCAUUUUUACAAAUGCUCCGCUACGCUUGUGGAAUAUUAACGGAUGAUGCGAGAAUGAGAUUGCUUCCUGUGGCCGCCUUGUUCCACGUUUAAUCUCAGUAUUACCAGUCGACAGUUGCGGCCAGCUGCUGCUGUUGCUUUGGCUCCAAGGAGGGCGACGACACGAUUGCGAGUGGCAAGCCCCCACGUGAACACUCGGGGUCGGGCCCCCGUUUUGAGCCGUGGUGGAAACUGAACCCACGGCUGCCUCUUCCCCCCCCCCCACCCUUGCUGCUGACAGAGAGAAGAUGGGGCCCCAGAGUUGUGCAUCUCUUGGGCUCGAAUGCCUCACACAGGCCGCGCAAGGGGGUAAAUGUGUAGCCACUCGCAACGCGUGCGCGUCCGACGUUUUCGGUCAAUGUGCAUUAUUACCUUAAAAGCAUCGAUCUUCGGAGAGUGCGAGUCGUGCUUUGCUCACCAGUUGUGUUCACUGCCCGCUUCUUCGCUUCAACUCCGCCCGACUUGAAGGCCGCGGGUCCCGUUUGUGUUGCCAUUUUGACUGCCUGGAACGUUUGCGUUGAGUUUGGCUCCCCUCUGAACCGCAGCUGGGGGGUCUACCGGCGCAGCGUCGCCCGUGCGGCAGAUGGCACCGGUUUCACGCCCGCCGAGGCAACCGGUGCCGGUCGGCGUUUAAUCCUCUAGGUUUUUCCCCCCUUCCGUGGACAAUCUCUUGUUGGCCGGACUGCCUGUCGGGAGCGACGUUGAAAUUGGGCAACGUGGAGGGGAGGGCGACCGCUUCCCCCACCCCCCCCGGCAAAACGAUGCUCACUUGCUGGCCGGUGCUGCGUUCACCUCGUGCCUCACAGGGAGAGCUGCCACUGGGGUGGUCCCCUGCCGCACGGACACCUCGAGAUGUCACUGCAUGGGAGGCGCGGUAUAAAUAGCCGCGGCCGUCGUCACGGCUCUUGUAGUUAAACCCGUUCAUGUGCAUCUGCUGUGGGAAAGAAUGCCUGGUUGUCGGAAUGCAGGCAUCUCUUGUUCGGCCAUAAAUUAAGCCCAUACUCCCUGUCCAUCACAUCUUAUGAACACCCGUCUUCACACGCGCCAACCCUACCGAUGUAAGCAGUAGGGCCCCAAUUUUUUUUUUAAAUACCCUUUAAACGACAUCGAUUUUCAUAGCAAAUAAUAUUCAUCAAUUUAUUUUAAAAAUUAAGCAGCAUGAUUUGCUUUGGAAAUUGAUGCGACUUUAACUCGAUACUCUUAAGCCACUUGAGAAAUUUCCCGGCCACCCCAUUCCCAAUAUUGGCGCCCCGACGCCGGUGCCCCCUCAGGACGCCCCUCACCCUUGCGGUGUGUCGGAGUCACGUCCGUUCGCUUCAUUUUAAAUCUUUUAUCCGACCGAAAUAACUUUUGGGUUGUAAAUGUGAAAACUUUAGCGAUUAUUUUUUUCUUUCCCUUUCUUUUACGUCAACACUGUGUUUUAAACAGUUUUUUUGAAGGGCACUUGUUGGGGACGAUUGUGACUUCACAGCCGUACGUGCAGGGUGUUCCGGCCAGGCUCCGGAUUUUCAGUGACCCCCCCCCCCCCUCCACUGGUUUGUCAGAAUGUGAGAAAUGUAUUCUGCUUCUUUAAAUGUAAGUCGAUUCCAUUUUUUUAUUUAUGCAAUAAGCUCAUGUUGUACGUCGCUGAAAGCACCAGUGCCUUUUGGUCGACAUUGGUUAGUGAAAUGCAAUAGAGCACUUUUUUUUAAAGAUCCGGUGUUUAUUAAACAAAAGUGCUACUACAAUGUGCUGGAGGGAGACAGUAGAUGAAGUGCCUUGCAAGAACAACACGCAUUGAAGCAGCAACUAAACAAGUUAACUCGUGCAGCUUUGUGAAUUAUAAAUAAAAUGUGAUAUUAAAGUA